UCGUUUACAGGGGGCUACACUUUCCCUUGCUGCCUCCCUCCUGCAAAUAAAUCCGCAUGGUUAGGACGGUUUUGUGGCUCCAUCUUCCCUGCACGAGAUGUUCUCUAGACUCUCCUGCAGCGAGGCGUGGAAGGGAAACUUUACAGGGCUCCGGGAUUCGGAACGCGUGACCAUGGCAACAGAACGUCGUGCUGACCGUCUCCUUAGCAACGGGCGGGCGCUGCUCCCUGCCUUGCCCCUUUGCAGGCGCUGGGACGGCAGCCGGGGGCCCACGGCUCCCCAUUCCCUGAGCCGAGGGUCCCUGCGGGGGGCUGGGCCACGAUGGCUUUCGAACUGGAAAAAUAUCUGCGGGCAGCUUUCCGGGACAAGCUGCUGCUGCCGAAAAUGCCUGAAAGAGAAGAUGACUACCUGACCCCUGCCACCUGCCUGCUGGAGAAGAGGAGGGAGCUAGCAGAGGUGGAACAAGCCCUGUUGGCACAGAAAGAGGAGUUCCAGAUGAAGAUGGAGAGCCUGCAGCAGCGCCAGAAGGAACUGCAGCACAAGGAGGGGCAGCUCAAGGAGGCUAUCUUCAAAUUUGACAAGUUCUUAAAGGACAAUGACUCCAAGCGGAGCCGGGCGCUGCACAAGGUGAGUGAACAGCGGGAGCAGGUGGUGCAGAAGGUUGUGGAGGCCAUGCGGUUGCGCCAGGAGAUUGCCCGGCUGCUCGUGGAGAGGGACAGGCUGCAGCGGCGCCUGGAAGCUCAUGCCAUCUUCUGGAGCUACCUCCAGGCGGUGUUGGAGAAGACCGAGCAGUUCCAGGAAAUCCAGGUGCUGAUUGACCGCUUCAGGACACUGACUGCCACCAACGUGUCGCUGGUGCAGCAGGACCUGGGGAGCCGGGAGGCCAUGGCGGAGAAGCAGGCCCAGCUCCAGCAGUACCUGGAGCAGAGCAACAAUGAGAUCAUGCAGCUCAACAACCAGCUGGCCGUGCUGCAGGCCCAGCAGGAGCAGGCCCGGGCCAAGGUGCACCAGUGGGAGUCCAAGUGGACUGAGAUCCAGAACACAGCUGCCAAGAAGACCCUGCAACUGGGGCAGAUCAAGAUGGCUACCCUCAACCUCUUCCAGCUGGUGACAAAGCAAAUGAAGCUGCAGGUGGAUGUCCCCCUGGAGGACACGGAAACCCAGCUUGACACGGUUCAGCUCUGCAUGCUCGACCUGGCUGACAUCCUUGCUGACCUCCGCAAAGGGGACCCUGCACCUGCCAUACAGCCCUCGCCUGCUGCUGCCAGCUAAGCCACUCAGCAUCCUCCCAGCUGC
Molecule: messenger RNA, 1296 nt
Organism: Gopherus flavomarginatus (Mexican gopher tortoise)
Lineage: Eukaryota; Metazoa; Chordata; Testudines; Testudinidae
Gene: CFAP73
Product: cilia and flagella associated protein 73
Exons: 7
Coding region: 322-1272 (316 amino acids)
Source: RefSeq, a predicted model, not a curated record